Penicillium diatomitis is the source of this 1464-nucleotide messenger RNA. Its product is annotated as glycoside hydrolase family 30 protein. The transcript has 2 exons. NCBI's taxonomy places the organism in Eukaryota, Fungi, Ascomycota, Eurotiomycetes, Eurotiales, Aspergillaceae. Gene Ontology annotation, biological process: glucosylceramide catabolic process. Gene Ontology annotation, molecular function: glucosylceramidase activity. The record is from RefSeq and is a predicted model, not a curated record. The coding region runs from base 1 to 1464 and encodes 487 amino acids.
AUGGUCUACGCUGCUUGGGCUCUGUUGAGCCUUGCAACUUUGAGCCAUGGCUACGCGACCGAGAAGCGAGCCGGCUCAGCUUCUGCGUUUAGUUCCAAUUCCGCCGGCAACUACAAGCUAUCUUCAAUUGCUGCACCAGUGCAAGGAAGUGGCAAUCCUGGAUCGGAGUCGACUUGGAAAUUGAGCAUUGAUGAUACCAGCUCUGGACACAAGCAAUCCAUUACUGGGUUUGGCGCAGCUGUGACAGAUGCGACGGUGACCACGUUCAAUAGACUUUCCAGCUCGAAUCUCCAGUCGCUGCUCGAAGAGUUGAUGACCAACUCUGGUGCAGACUUCAGCUUGAUGCGUCACACCAUCGGUGCAUCUGAUCUCUCGGGCGACCCGGCAUACACCUACGAUGAUAAUGGAGGUUCUGCCGACCCUUCGUUAUCCGGCUUCAAUCUGGGCGACCGCGGAACCGCCAUGGCGAAGAUGCUGGCGAGAAUGAAAUCCUUGCAGUCAAAUCUGAAGAUCCUGGGCUCUCCAUGGAGCGCUCCUGGCUGGAUGAAACUCAACGGUGUCAUUGAUGGCACCACCAAUCAAAACAAUUUGAACGACGGGUAUCUGAGCAGCGGGACAGGUAGCUCCGGUUACGCUCAAGCCUUUGCCAACUAUUUUGUGAAAUACAUCAAGGCAUAUCAGAAUCUCGGCGCCAAUAUUGAUGCAAUCACUAUUCAGAAUGAGCCUCUGAACAGCCAGUCAGGCUAUCCGACCAUGUAUGUGUAUGCAGACGAGUCUGCGCAGCUCAUCCAGAAGUACGUCGGACCUGCCAUCUCCCAGGCCGGUUUAAAUACCAACGUCUGGGCCUACGAUCACAACACUGAUGUCCCAUCUUACCCCCAAACUGUCCUCGACAAUGCUGGACAAUAUGUUAACUCUGUGGCGUGGCAUUGCUAUGCCCCCAACAAUGACUGGGGUGUCCUCACUCAAUUCCACAACUCCAACCCUUCCGUGAGCCAGUACAUGACCGAAUGUUGGACUCCCGCCGGAACAUGGAAUCAAGCAGCCGACUUCACCAUGGGGCCCCUUCAAAACUGGGCCCAAGGAGUCAUUGCCUGGACUCUGGCAACGGACGGCUCUGAUGGACCUCAUCUGUCCAGCGGUGGUUGCGGGAACUGCCAGGGACUGGUGACCAUCAAUGGCGACAGCUACUCAUUCAACCCGGCAUAUUACAUGAUGGCCCAGUUCAGCAAGUUCAUGCCGCCUGGUGCUAUUGUGUUGGAUGGAACUGGGAGCUACACUUACUCUGGGGGAGGUGGUGUGCAGUCUGUUGCUUCGUUGAACCCAGAUGGGACACGAUCCGUCGUCAUUGAGAACACGUUCAACAACGAUGUUUACGUCACAUUGUCCACCAAGAGUGGUCAGCAGUGGAGUGGGAACAUCCCGAGCGAGUCGGUGACUACCUGGGUACUUCCCGCGGCGUGA